AUGAAGUUGCUUGCCGGCUUGGCUGUCGCGGCCUGCGUGGCCAGCUCGGCCGCUGCCACUGCUGCAUCGGCGCCCGUCUACCUCCUUCGAUCAUCACCAUCUUCGUCAUCCUCGCCCUCCUCUUCCUCUACCUCGCCCAACCUGCCCCGCCAGAUUGUUCGCCAGAUCCUGCUGCGGCGGUUAGGGGCCAGCGACGGCAGCAGCUUUUACGACAGCCUCCCGCGCGACAUUGACCCCGAGGCCGCGCUCGGCCUGAUUGAGCAGUUUGGCAGCAAGGCGACGCGUGCAGGGCCUGCACUGUUUGCCGAGGACGCGUCAUCCGCAGCAGCAGCAGCAGUAUCGGGCGAGAUGCUUUUGGUGGUGCAGGGCGCCCAGCCCGAGCAUGUCGCCGCCCUCGAGGCCGCGCUGCCGACCGCGUUUGCCAAGCCGGCGUUCACGGUCGCCGACCCGCCGUCCGAGGCGGCGAACACCCGUUUCUUCGUGGACGAGCUGGCCAGUGUGGGCGUUGUGGCUCACACGGGAACGUCGGUCUGGGGGCACGGCCUCUUUGUCGGUCUCUACGAUGCGAAAAAGGACGCAACGAUUGUCGAUGCCCUUGUGGCCGCGCUCCCCGAUAUUGUUACGCUUGUCGAGUCCGGCGCCGCCGACGUCGCCCUCCUGCUGCUGCCCGAGUCCAGCCGCUACGCCCAGUGGAAGCAGUGGGCCUCCAGCAAGGGCCUGCAGCCCGCAAACGCCCGCCUCCUGCCGCCCAAGGCCCGCCCGGCUGCCUCGGAGCUGCGCAUCCGCAGCGCCGGCUCCGAGUUUGUCAUGGAAGAGGAGACGGAGGUGAAGGAGGAGGAGGGCAAGGGCGUCAAGUUCGUCGCCGCCGCGGCGCCCCUUGCGGCCAUCCCCGGCUGCUUCCAGUCUUUCAACGCCUGUGUCGCGCAGACCAACAGCUGCAGCGAGCACGGCAAGUGCAUCGACAAAUACGCGGCCAACGACGGCGGGAUCUCGUCGAGCAAGAGCCCUGUCGGCAGCUGCUUUGUGUGCCACUGCUUCAAGACGCUGAACCGCCCUGCGGACAGCCCCGGCGGCCUCAGCACGACGCAGUGGGCCGGGAACAUGUGCCAGAAGCAGGACGUCAGCGUGCCGUUCUGGCUGCUGACCGGUUUCACGGUGACGAUUGUGGGCGCCGUCAGCUUUGCGAUUGGCCUGCUGUUCAGCGUGGGCGAGGAGAAGCUGCCGGGCGUCAUUGGCGCAGGCGUCAGCCGGGCGAAGUAG
Sporothrix schenckii 1099-18 is the source of this 1260-nucleotide messenger RNA. RefSeq lists its product as uncharacterized. Gene Ontology annotation, cellular component: endoplasmic reticulum. Lineage: Eukaryota; Fungi; Ascomycota; Sordariomycetes; Ophiostomatales; Ophiostomataceae. The record is from RefSeq and is a predicted model, not a curated record. Bases 1 to 1260 code for a protein of 419 amino acids. The transcript is spliced from 2 exons.